Molecule: messenger RNA, 9458 nt
Organism: Ruditapes philippinarum (Manila clam)
Lineage: Eukaryota; Metazoa; Mollusca; Bivalvia; Venerida; Veneridae
Exons: 3
Coding region: 117-7682 (2521 amino acids)
Biological process (GO): signal transduction
Molecular function (GO): protein binding
Source: RefSeq, a predicted model, not a curated record
AGGGAUUAAAAUUUUCACCUCUUUAAAACCGAUAAAGUGUCAUAGCUAUUAUUAGAAAAAAACUUUAAGGUUAUAAAAAAUUAACGAUUCAACCAAGUAAGUGAUAAGUUCUGAAAAUGAAAGGAUUAAACAUUUUAGAAAUAUUCUUUUUAGUUGUAAGUAUUACGUGGGUUUAUGCAGAUCGAGGACAUAGGAACACAUGCGUUUAUGACUUAAUACGAUCAAAUUCGAAACAUUCACUUAAUCUAUCACUUGAUGCGGAAAUGGUAUAUAGAAUAUCGGACAAUCAAAACGGAUGUAUCAUGAACGUGGAUGACAUUUAUGAAAACUUAACAAAACUUAUUACAGUUAACAGAACUAAACUCUUUGUAUCACUCGGAUUUUUUUGCGAAUCAUCUGAUGAUGGGAAUGAUAUUCACUUAACAUAUUUAAAAUCUUCGGGAAAAAUUAAUAAACACGAAAUCUCAGUCCAAAUAAUACUAGCAGUUUGCUCCCUCUUCAUGGAUGAGUUAGCUUAUUUUCAACAAUAUGGACAUAUUUUUUCUGUGGUUACAACAAACGUAUCGUACAUACACCCAGGUGCAUCUUGCUAUAGCUUAAAACAUCUUAGAAUGCUUUCUUCUAGUCUAGUGUGUGCAGAAAACAAUGAAAACCAAACAAAUCCUCAUUCUUUCUUCUGGGAAGCGUGUGACCCAUUUGAACAGCUUUUUAAUUUACGCAUUCAAGGCUGUCAUGGGAACCUAUAUGAUAUUAAAGCAUCUUUCAUUCAAAGGCAAUUUCCAAAUCUUCAAACAAUCUGGUUAAAAAACACGAAUUUAACGUUCAGUGAGCUGACGUUUCCAUGGACAAAUACCUUUGUCGACUCAUCUGAUAUGGAUAUUAUCAAAUAUCUUUCAUAUUAUGAAAAAAGUGAAAAACACGACAAUAACUCGAUUAAAAGAAGUAUCGAAGUAUAUGACAGCGCUGUGAAUUUUACAUACGACGUUACUUUCGUCGGAUAUAUAUCAAAAAUAGUUAUAAACAAUAACAAUAUGCCAAAACUAACAGAUGCUAUAUUCAUGAAAAUUCGUGGUUUGAUAAUUCUGGAUUUAUCAAAUAAUGCAAUCAAAGAAGUGGACAGAAAUGUUUUUACAAUGCAGAAUGACUUGAAACAACUCAACUUAGCCAAUAAUAAAUUGACCACACUACCAGAAAGUGUGUUUGACAAUUUGACUAAUGUGUUGUAUUUAGACUUAUCUUUAAACACAAUUGUCGAAAUUAAACAGAGGUAUUUUAAGUAUAUGGAUAAGCUAGAGGAACUUAAUCUAGAACAAAAUGCAAUUGUAACUUUACCACAUGACUUCCUUGGGUCACAGACUAGCACAAUUAAGUACGUUUUUCUUUCUAAAAACCCUUUGGAGACUUUGCCCUUGAAUGCUUUCUACGCUCCAAAGGUACUGCUCGUCGAUAUGCGUCAUUGCCGUAUACAUUCUAGCGGACUGAAAUCACUGCUGGACAACAUAAAUCUUUUCGAAUUACAAACAGCUUAUUCUCAGUCUCUUCUAUUAGAUCCUUUAGGGACAGUGGGGAAGGUUCCAUUACAGGCACGAACAUUUGACUUGUCCCAAAACAAUAUUACAGAAAUACCGGUCAAUUUGAUGCAAACAGCGGCCGUGGCGAAAUUUAAGUCUGUUAUUCGGGCAUUUUACAUAAAUUUGAAAGAUAAUCCAAUAGACUGUACAUGUACAAUUUUAUUGACGACAACAUUAGCAGAAAUGUACGUACAACAAGGAAUUUAUAUUGACUGGAAAUGUCAAUACCCACAGGAGCUUAGAGGUCGAUUAGUCUCGACAAUAAAACCUAGAGAAACAUAUUGUCCAAUUAACAUACAACAUUGCCCUGACAAAUGUACUUGUUUCGAACGCUUUGGGACCAGUACAUUUGUAGCUGACUCAAAGUGGAAAAGAAAGUUAAUUAUUGACUGUCGUAAUAUCAAUAUAACUUUCUUGCCAACGGUAAUGCCUAUAGGAAAAUUAGAAUUAUGGUUCAGUAAUUCGAAUUUGAUUGAAGUAUCACCAAGGGACUAUAUGGAAAAUAUUACCGUUUUAGACGUUUCUUAUAACAGAAUAAACAGUAUCACACCCGUUACCGUGAUAGCUUUGCGUUACGUUUCAACUUUGAAGUUAGAUCACAAUAACUUAACACACCUUCCUGAAGAACUAGCGACGGGUAGCAUGUCUUUGGUAACUCUCUCAAGCAACCCGUUUGUUUGUGACUGCAAGAUUAAAUGGAUGAAAUCAUGGCUUUUAAUACGAACGAAUCCAGUAAAAGAUUGGAAUAAUAUUGAAUGUACAUAUAAUACAAGCAGGGUGGGACAAGUGAUUUCCUUACAAGAUUCAGUGUUCGUAUGCAGAGAGUCUGUCAAAUCACACCUCCACGGGAAUGUAACUUUACCGUCAAUAAUAAUCGGCAGUAUUUUGUUUGUACUCGUCUCUAUUUCACUGCUUGUUGCUUUCAAACGCUUUACAAUUAAGGUUCUACUCUUUCUGUACUGUGGGUUCCACCCUUUUGAUAAACAAAGUCGAAAUCACUCAAAUUCAACGUAUGAUGCUUUUAUCUUGUUCUCGUAUAUGGACAGAGAAUUCAUACAAAACAACUUGGUAGACAAAUUGAAGUGCAAAGGCUACAAAGUUGUUGAUUUUUAUAAAGAUAUGAUCGUUGGUUUUUCAUUUCUUCAAAACGUCCAGAUUUUCAUUGAAAGAUCAAAAAGAAUAAUAUUUUGCUGGACUGAUGAUAUGCUUGCAAAUGAUUUAAUCAUAACUGCUUGGAAUAUAGCAUACGAGAAAGCUGUGAAAAAUGAGCUUGACCUUCUGAUAUUGGUAGUUGAUAGCGAUGUAAAUAAACGAUCCUGCACAAAUGACAACUUGAAGAGGUUUCUUACGAGUGGUAGAUAUAUAAAGAAGUUUUCCAAAUAUAUGUGUGCAAGUGUUGAGUAUUUAAUGCCAAAGAUUAGUUCAAAUACUCUAGGCAAAACGCUAAAUGAUGAACGUGAAGAAGAAAGCAAUAUCCCUAUGCUAGAAACUGUCUCUAACACAGAUGAUUAUCGUGGAAAUGAAUUGAUUUAUGUGUCAUACCCUGAUGAUCUGGACUUUGAGAUCCGACAUGAUCUUAUCCCAUACUUAUCAAAAAACGGGACAAAUAUCAAAGUUCUUGAGCACGACUUCACACCUGGAGCAGAUAUCCGUGAAGAAAUUCAUAGGAAACUUGACUCCUCGAAGCAUUUUAUUUUCAUCAUUACGCGCUCUACAUUUGAUGAUGAUGUUAAGAUGUUUAUCCUUACAACAGUGAUGUCAAAAUCACUAUUACGUAAUAAAAAUUAUUUGCUGUUAUUUACAUCGGGCCUUUUACAUGGUGAUGACUUCACAAACGAGGUCAACAAUUAUUUCAAUAAUUUUGUGACCGGGAGUAUCAGAGAAGAAAAUUUUAAAGAUCGUUUAUUACAUGCAUUAUGUCAAGAUUUCAGCUUGGAUUGUGAUGAAAAUAUAGUUGAAAAAUAUACCGCAAAUGAAACGUACAUACACCCAGAUGCUUCUUGCUCUAGUUUGAAAAAUCUUAGAGAGUUAUCGUCAAGUCUAAUUUGUACAGAAAACUAUAAAAACGAAACAAGUCUAAGAAAAAGAAAAUCUUUCUUCUGGGAGGAAUGCGACCCAUUUAAUCAACUAACUGAAUUGAAUCUUCAGGGAUGUAGGAAGGACAUGUAUAAUAUUGACUCCUAUUUCGUACAAAGUAAAUUUCCAAAACUUCAACAGCUUCGGUUGAAAUACACGAACUUGACAUUAAGUGAAAUGACUUUUCCAUGGACAAAUGAAUCUUUCAACAUCUCUGAUCUUGAUAGUAUCAAACCCAUAACCUUUUAUACAGAAAGUGAUGAGUACGGCAGUUAUUCCAUAAAAAGAAUUAUCGCUAUACAUGACAGCAUUGUAAAAUUCAGCAAUGAUGUUACCUUGGUCGGAUAUAUAUCUGAAAUAGUCAUAAAGAAAAACAAAAUGCCAAAACUAACAGAUACUAUGUUCAUGAAAGUACGCGAUUUGAUAGUCCUUGAUCUAUCAUAUAAUGAAAUCAAAGAAGUGGACAAACAUGCUUUUAUAAUGCAGACCAAGCUGGAGACACUUAUCUUAGCUAAUAACAAUUUGACAACACUACCAUUAGAUGUGUUUGACAAUCUGUCUAAUUUGUUGAAUUUAGACUUAUCUUCAAACAGAAUAACUAAAGUUGAACAACGAUAUUUCAAACAUUUGACUAAAUUGGAGAACCUAAAUUUGGAACACAAUUCCAUAAUAACAUUACCGUAUGACUUUCUUGAGUCGCAGAUUAACUCAAUUCGUUACGUCAUUCUUGCCGAAAACCCUUUAGAAAAUUUACCAUUGAAUGUUUUCUAUGCUCCAAAGAUACAGUUUGUCGAUAUGCGCCAUUGCCGUAUCAAUGCUAGUGGGCUUCAGCCACUGCUGUACAAUGCAAGCUAUUCAAAAAUGGUUAACACUGAACAAAAGAUCCCUUCAAUAUUUGAUCUGUCUCAAAAUGAUAUUACAAAGAUACCGAUAAAUUUAAAGAAUUUAUCAGAAGAUCUAAUGACUAAUUUCAUGUCUAUUAUCAUGAAAUUUUACCUUAAUCUAAAGGGCAAUCCAAUAGACUGUAGGUGUUCGAAAGUUUUUAUUACAAUGUCAGAAGCUUUGCGUAUACAUGAAAUUGACUGGAAAUGUCAAGAACCAUCGGAGCUCAAAGGACGAUUAAUGACCACGAUAAAACCUCAAGAAAUAUAUUGUCCAAUUUACAGCCAUUCUUGUCCUGAUAAAUGUGCUUGUUUUAAACGUAAUUAUACCAACACCCUAAUGAUUGACUGUAGGAAUAUCAAUAUGACUUCCUUACCCUCGGUGAUGCCAGCUGGAAGAUUAGAAAUGUGGUUCCGUAAUUCAAGCUUACUUGAAAUAUCACCUAGGGACUAUAUGGAAAAUAUCACUUUUCUAGAUGUUUCUCAUAAUAGAAUAAACCAGAUCACAACCGUUACUGCAAAAGCUCUGGGCAACGUCUCAACUUUGAAGUUAGAUUACAAUACUUUGACACAUCUUCCUAAACAGUUGGCGACAAUGAACAUGUCCAAAAUAACCCUCUUAGGCAACUCAUUCAUUUGUGAUUGCAAUAUGAAAUGGAUGAAAUCAUGGCUUCUUAUACGAACGAAUCCAGUUGAAAAUUGGGAAAGGGUUAAAUUCGGAUAUAAUCUAAAUACUAUAAUCAAUAGUAAAAUGCAAAAAGUAGCAGAUACUAUAUUCAUGAAGGUACAUGGUUUAAUAUUUCUCGAUCUAUCAAAUAAUGAAAUUAAAGAUGUGCAAAAAAAUGCUUUUACAAUGCAGACGAAGCUGGAGACACUUAUCUUAGCUAAUAACAAAUUGACUACACUACCAUUAGAUGUGUUUGACAAUCUGUCUUAUUUGAUAUCUUUAGACCUAUCUUCAAACAGAAUAACUAAAGUUGAACAACGAUAUUUCAAACAUUUGACUAAACUAGAGAAUCUUAAUUUGGAACAUAAUGUCAUAAUAACAUUACCGUAUGACUUUCUUGAGUCGCAGAUUAACUCAAUUCGUGACGUCACUCUUGCCGAAAACCCUUUGGAAAAUUUACCGUUGAAUGUUUUCUAUGCUCCAAAUAUACAGUCUGUUGAUAUGCGCCAUUGCCGUAUCAAUGCAAGUGGGCUUCAGCCACUGCUGUACAAUGCAAGCUUUUCAAAAAUGGUGAACCCUGCACAAAAGAUCCCUUCAAUUUUUGAUCUGUCUCAAAAUGAUAUUACAAAAAUACCGAUAAGUUUAAAGAAUUUAUCAGAAGAUCUAAUGACUAAUUUCUUGUCUAUUAUCAUGAAAUUUUACGUUAAUCUUAAGGGCAAUCCAAUAGACUGUAGGUGUUCGAAGGUUUUUAUCACAAUGUUAGAAGUUUUGUAUACAAUGUCAGAAGAGUUGCGUAUACAUGAAAUUGACUGGAAAUGUCAAGAACCAUUGGAGCUCAAAGGACGAUUAAUGACCACGAUAAAACCUGAAGAAAUCUAUUGUCCAAUUUACAGUCAAUCUUGUCCUGAUAGAUGUGCUUGUUUUGAACGGAAUUUUACCAACACGCUAAUUAUUGACUGUAGGAAUAUCAAUAUCUCUUCCUUACCUUCGGUGAUGCCGGUUGGAAGAUUAGAAUUGUGGUUCAGUAAUACGGAUUUACAUGAAAUAUUACCCAUGGACUAUAUGGAAAAUGUAACUUUUCUAGACGUUUCUCAUAAUAAUAUAAACAGUAUCACAGCCACUACUACAAAAGCUCUGGUCAACGUCUCAAUUUUGAAGUUAGACCACAAUAACUUGACACAUCUUCCUGAACAGUUUGCGUUAAUGAACAUGUCCAAAGUAACCCUCUUAGGCAACCCGUUCGUUUGUGAUUGCAAGAUGAAAUGGAUGAAAUCAUGGCUUCUUCUGCGAACGAAUCCAGUCGAACAUUGGAAUAAGAUUGAAUGUAAAUAUAACACUAGCAGUUUUGGACAACUGAUUUCAUUAUCUGAGUCAGUGUUUGUUUGCCCAACAAACUUGCACCUCCACGAACAUGUCGUUUUUCCGUCAGUAAUAACUGGAAGUGUUUUGUUUGUUUUAGUAUGCAUUUUACUACUUAUUACCUUUCAGCGCUUUACAAUAAAGGUUCUACUAUAUCUGUACUGUGGAUUUCAUCCAUUUGAUAAACGAAGCCAAAAUCACUCAAAUGCAACAUAUGAUGCUUUUAUUUUAUACUCGUAUGUGGACAGGGAAUUCAUACAAUACAACUUGGUAGACAGAUUGAAGAGCAAAGGCUACAAAGUUGCUGAUUUUUAUAAAGAUAUGAUCGUUGGGUUUUCUUUCCUUCAAAACGUCGAGUUUUUCAUUGAAAGAUCAAAAAGAAUAAUAUUUUGCUGGACUGAUGAUAUGCUGGGAAAUGAUUUGGUCAUAACUGCUUGGAAUCUAGCGUAUGAGAAAUCAGUGACCAAUGAGCUAGACCUUUUGAUUUUAGUAGUUGAUAGGGAUCUAAAUAAACGUUUAUGCACCUAUGACAACUUGCAAAGGUAUCUGAAAAGUGGUAGAUAUAUCAAGAAACUUUCCAAAUUUAUGUCUGCAAGCGUUGAGUAUUUAAUGCCAAGGAUUAGUUCAAAUAUUGAAAAAGGAGAUGAAAGCAAUAUCCCCUUGAUUGACACCGCAUCUAACACUGAUCAUGGAAAUGAAUUGAUUUAUGUUUCAUACCCUGAUGAUCUAGACUUUGAGAUCCGACAUGAGCUUGUCCCAUACUUAACCAGAAAUGGAAGAAAUAUCAAAAUUCUUGAACACGACUUCACACCUGGAGCAGAUAUCCGUGAAGAAAUUCAUAGGAAACUUGAUUGCUCGCAGCAUUUUAUUUUCAUCAUUGCGCGCUCUACAUUUGAUGAUGAUGUUAAGAUGUUUAUCCUUACAACAGUGAUGUCAAAAUCAAUAUUACGUAACAAAAAUUAUUUGCUGUUAUUUAAAUCGGGCCUUUUACAUGGUGAUGACUUCCCAAAUGACGUCAACAAUUAUUUCAACAAUUUUGUGACAGGAAGUGUACGAGAAGAAAAUUUCAAAACACGUUUGCUCCAAGCAUUAUGUCAAGAUUUUAGCUUACCUAAUGAUGAAGCAUAGUUUAAAAUCAGUAAAAAUAAUCACAUUGAAAGGAAACAUUUAAGGAAACAAGUGAAUAUAAACUAUGCAAUGAUUAAUGUGUCUUUUAAAUAGUUUAUGAAAUUUAAGCUUGAUAAUUGAAUUGUUGAUUUGGUAGAGUAGCAAGCUGUAUAUAUUUUCCUAUACAUAUUCAACUCAAAUAUCAUUAGCUUUUGUUCCAUUACAAGCCUAUUGUUGUUUUGUACCUUUUCAAAAAUGCAUUAUAUAACUUUACAUUUGCAUUAAUUACAAGGAAUAUUUUUAUCAAAGCAAAAUUUUAAUAUUUUAAAUAAUUUUUGUAAUUGAUUGUUAAUAUUUAUGUAUCAAGUUUGUACAUGCACUCAUAUCUAACUUAUGCUUGAAUGUUGUGUCAUGAGUAAAGCUUUACAGAAGACUCAUUCUCCGACCUUGAAUCAUAAUAGUAAGUAUUUAAUCAAACUUCUGUUUAAUGCAGUAUUCUCUUGUUCUUUGUAUGCGUGCCUUGCUGUCAAGUAUUAAAUGUUUAUUAAAUUAGAAAUUUUUAAAGUUUUAAUGGUAAAAACACUUGGAAACAAAGCCACAGCAAUGAUAAUGGCAAGUUGGAACACAUAGUUCCUAUUGGUAUGUCUGCUAACACAUUGUCCGAUACAAAACUCAGUCAUGCAUUUAGCUCUAAGGUCAAAGAUAAGUAUUUAGAAAAUCUUGUCGGCUCCACAACUCUGUCAAGCAUCAAGGGAUUUUGAAGUCAGUUGGCAAAGGUGUUUAGAAUUAUGAAUUCUUGUUAUCCGACCAAUUGUUAUUAUCAAUGCAUUAAGGCCUUGUGAAUAUCAAAAGAAUGUUUAUUAUUAAGUUAAAACAUAUUUUUUUUCAUAAUCAUAAACAGUACAUAAUAUCCUUCAUUCAAUAUUAUAUACAAUGUUGAAAUGGAUUAGAACGAAAGAUACAAAAUCUUAAAAAAAAUUCUUCUCCGAAAAGAAUGUUUUUAUUAAAAGUCAUCCCUUCUCUUACUUUAAAAGGUCUUUUAUUGCAAACAAAUGUACAUAAAAUACUAAUUAUUCUGUCCUGUCAUAACAUCUGUAUUUCCUGUUAUGAUCUAAAUUUAGCUGCAAUCUCAUUGGUCCAAACAGUAGUCAACGGAACUUUUUAUAGAAUCAUAUUCAUUUGGUGAAGUAUCAUUUUCAUUGGCUAAAUUGGAUUUUCCGAGUCAAAAAAUAGAUUGAGACUCAUUUUAAAUGGCUAUUCAUUACGCGUGCUUGUUAAAAAAUAGUUGUGGCGUUUUGUUCUUUAUGGAAUAUUUCACGGUUAUUUAAAAAUAUCAUUACUUUACUAUUAUAGUUAAAGGUUACACCGCAAUGAUGAGCAUAAACUUGAAUUACUUUUGUUCACAUAUAGUUGUUGCACGCCUGGCACGGAGAAAGUUGCACAUGUAUAAGAUUGUACUUUCUGUGGUUUUUAAAAAAAAAUCUUAUAGCCUUUUCAUACAAUAAAACAAUUAUUGAUUAGUGUGCAAUUGAAUAUGAUGUGAUAUUCACCGGAAGAAAGUCAUAUGUCAUAUGUCGGUGAAUAUUACAUCAUACUCAAUGGCACACUAGUCAAUAAUUGUACAAUAUAUAGUGAGGGAAUCUAUGUCUUAUGUCUUCAUGCCACUUCUACAUGUAUAUUUAUGUUAUUUGUAACUAUUUUCACGAAAAAUAUUACAUGAAAAAAAAAUAUAUUAGGACAUUUUGACUUAUGAACAUUUGUUUAAAUUUGUAUAAUAUCCGUGUUUUACAUGUAAUU